AUGGCUGCGCCCCAAAAUGUCACUAUCGAACACCUCAACGGUAACUGGAUUUUGAACAAGGAACUAUCGAGCGAAACAGACCCUAUCUUGAAGCUACAAAAAGUGCCUUGGUUGAUACGAAAAGCAUUUGCAUUCGCAACGAUCUAUAUGAAAAUCCAGCAAUAUCCGAUCAAAGACUCGGAAGCCAGUCAGCCGUCAACAAAAAUUGACUGCAUACAAACAGCAACAGGAGGCCUGUCUGGAACCACAGAAGAGUAUGUCUUAGAUUGGGAACUAGCCAGUCACACAGACUACUUCUAUGGCACAGUACAGGGUCGAUGUCGAUUCAUCCAUGGUGCUACCGGCAAGGACGGAGUUAUACGGCCAGAAUUUGAGCUACAGACAGCUACACAAAGUGCAGAGAUAAAGCAAUUUUUGCGAGGGGAGAUUGAACUGGAUUGGACCAAGUCGCCGGGCUUUUUAGUCGAGACGCAAGAUGGGAUUUCGGACGAUAGGACUCCCGGUCUUUGGGUGCACACUUUUGUCCGCAAUGAAAAAUCAGGUUGGACGGCAGAGCAGGUUUGGGGGUUUGAAAUGAUUGGGGGAUCUCGCUAUUAUUCUCGUCGAGUAGUGAUCAUGACAACCAAAGGGCAGUUCAUUUGUGGGAGGAUUGUUUUCGAUUUUGUGGACUUUUGA
Penicillium soppii is the source of this 675-nucleotide messenger RNA. RefSeq lists its product as uncharacterized. The transcript has 4 exons. The coding region runs from base 1 to 675 and encodes 224 amino acids. NCBI's taxonomy places the organism in Eukaryota, Fungi, Ascomycota, Eurotiomycetes, Eurotiales, Aspergillaceae. The record is from RefSeq and is a predicted model, not a curated record.